AUGUACUGUAAUCUAACAAGAACCCAAGGAUUUCCCAUGGCGAUUAGGGUUUCUUUACAACAAUCAACACUCAAAAGUUUCCACUUCUCAAAGUCCUCGACUUUACCAGUUAAGCUUUGUAUAAACCCCAAAGGUAACGCCUUUACGAAUGGGUUAGUUAGUUCUCGUCUUAAAUCUAUUGGAAUGUUGGGGAAGCUUGAGUGUGUUAGAGGGUUUUCGAGUUUUGAUUCGCAGAGAUUUCGGAAACGAAGUAGUAGUAGUAGAGGGAAAUCUGGAUUAGGGUCAUUGAAAGCUUUUAGAGAUAAGAGAAGUAGUGGUAAUGGUGGUGGAGAUUCAAUUUGGGUGAAAUCUGAUGAGAAACCAGUGGAAGAGAGGUUUCAGAGAGGUAAUAGUAGGUCAUCUUGGGAUAAACGAGAUGGUCGAAACGAUUCGGUUUCUGUUGACAGGAGAAGUAGAUACAGAGAUCAAGGUGAAACAAGAAACCGAGAUUCUUUUCGUGCUCGAGGAGAUGGUAGAGUAGUUGACGAUAGCAAGAAAGCUAGCGGGAAUUCGAUUUGGGUGGCUAAUGAGAAACCGGCGAAAGAGGAAUUGCCGAGUGGUAAUAAUCGGUCAUCUUGGGAAAAACAAGAUGGAAGAACAAGAAAUGAGAACUAUUUUCGUGCCCGAGGUGAUGAUAGAAUCACUAAAGUGGAAGAUGAAACAGUGAAUCGUGCCCACGAAGAUGAUGAUAGAGUCAUUGAAGAAGGCGAGGAAAUUGAAGAAGAACCAAAUGAUAGUAGGUGGUCUGAGAUCAAGAAUAGGUUUAAUAGAUAUGAUGUAAGAGAUCAAGGUCGUGACAAUGCAGCAUAUCGAAACUGGAAUAGGCAAGAGAGUUGGGGUAAAAAAACAUGGCAAGAGGUGACUGAGUCUAGUGUGCCUCGGAUGAUUGGUGAAGUGGUUUAUGGAGUAAGUCCAGUGUUAGCUGCACUCUCUGUUGGGAGACGGGAGUUCUACGCUCUGUAUGUUCAAGAAGGUUUGGAUUUGAGCAGUAACAACAGGAAGAAGAAAGACAAGAAAGGUUUCGAGAAAGUCUUGAAAAUCUCUGAAAAACUCGGGUUAAACAUCAAGGAAACGUCGAAGCAUGAUCUUAACAUGGUUGCUGAUAACAGACCCCAUCAAGGAUUGGUGCUUGAUGCUUCACCAUUGGAACUGGUGAAAUUGAAAGAACUAGAUCCGAUUUCAUCAGAGGAAGAGAAAUCUUCUCUUUGGGUUGCUCUCGAUGAGGUCACUGAUCCACAGAACUUAGGCGCGAUCAUAAGAUCUGCUUACUUUUUUGGAGCCACCGGUAUUGUGGUCUGUGCGAAAAACUCAGCUCCUUUCAGUGCGGUUGUGAGUAAAGCAAGCGCUGGCUCACUCGAAGUAAUGGAACUUAGAUACUGCAAAAACAUGAUGCAAUUCUUAGAAUCUUCUGCUGAGAACGGUUGGCGUGUGGUUGGUGGUUCGGUUUCUCCAAAAGCUGUUGCUUUGAACGAGGUUUUACCCGGUAGCCCGACGAUUCUUGUCUUGGGGAAUGAAGGAACGGGUUUAAGGCCAUUAGUCGAGAGAUCAUGUACUGAAUUAGUUCGGAUUAGCGGAAAUAUGCCUAACGAUGUUGCAGCUACAGAGUCUGAUGAUGCGGAAGGCGAAGGACUUAGAUAUUUUCUUGCUGUGGAGAGCUUAAACGUUAGUGUUGCAGCUGGUUUGUUUCUUCAUCAUUUGAUAGGCAACAAAGCAAGUGUUUAA
Messenger RNA from Arabis nemorensis, 1761 nucleotides. The record is from the annotation of a GenBank genome assembly. Lineage: Eukaryota; Viridiplantae; Streptophyta; Magnoliopsida; Brassicales; Brassicaceae.